This is a messenger RNA of Alternaria alternata, 1720 nucleotides long. RefSeq names its product mRNA-capping enzyme subunit alpha. The transcript has a single exon. The record is from RefSeq and is a predicted model, not a curated record. Bases 91 to 1371 code for a protein of 426 amino acids. NCBI's taxonomy places the organism in Eukaryota, Fungi, Ascomycota, Dothideomycetes, Pleosporales, Pleosporaceae. Gene Ontology annotation, biological process: 7-methylguanosine mRNA capping. Gene Ontology annotation, molecular function: ATP binding; mRNA guanylyltransferase activity. Gene Ontology annotation, cellular component: mRNA capping enzyme complex.
UCUUGUAGCCUUGCCAUACACCGACCUUCUCGCGCCUGACCUCCUGCCUUAUAGUGAGCCACGAAUAACUUUGGGCUCCGCUUUCCCAAGAUGCCGGCCACGGUCCAACCAUCGCACGCGCCGCCACCGCAGAUCCCAGGCUUCCAGAUCCCGAACGACGAGGCGCAUUCACUCAAACAAACUGUUGCCGAACUCCUCGAACGCGAAAACCUGCGCUUCCCCGGAGCGCAACCCGUCUCAUUCGCACGCGAACAUGUUACUGAGCUUCAGCGCAACGAAUACUUCAUGUGCGAGAAGACGGACGGCUUGCGCUGCCUCCUCUUCUUACACUGGCGGGAAGGACCAACUGGCGCUUUCGAGCCUGUGACCUUUCUGAUCGACAGGAAGAACAACUACUACAACGUCGAGCCUCCCUUUCGGAUACGUCAUUAUCUGCACCCCAACGAACCCGAGCCCUUCUUGUUCGGCACCAUCCUCGAUGGCGAGCUGGUUCACGAUCAAUACCCGGGCGAGCCUGCGCCGCGCCUCAACUUCUACGUUUUCGACUGUCUGGCGGUGGAUGGCACAAACGUGACGGGCAGGACACUGGACAAGCGGUUGGGUCGAUUACACGAUUGGGUCAUCAAACCAUACGAGGCCAACUUGACGAGGACCUUUGGAAAGAACAUCACGCCAGCCGACCUCAAGCCGUUCGCUCUCAAGGGGAAGAAGACCUACUCUGCGUAUAAGCUCGAGGACAUGUUCAGCAAUAUCCUUCCAAACCUCAGACACGGCAAUGACGGCCUGAUCUUCACCUGCGUGUCUACGCCCUACCAGUUUGGUACCGAUAGGCAUAUCCUCAAGUGGAAGCCUCCCCACGAGAACACCAUCGACUUCAAGCUCCGCCUUGGCGAAUUUCCACUCAUGGACCCACAAGACGGUGAAGAUGGCCCCAUUACCGACUACGACGCAAUGCCCAGCCCCAUUCAAUUGCUCGUUCAGCACAACUCGAACCACUACGAGGUGUUCGCCACCCUGUCUCUCAAUCCAGCCGAGUGGGAGACCCUCAAAUCGCUCAAUCAACGUCUCGACGGUCGUAUAAUAGAAUGUUACCGUACAGAACGCGGGCAAUGGAAAUACAAGGCGGAGGCAGAUGGUACACCACGCUGGCGAGACGACAAAAAGGACGCGAACCAUAUCAGCACAGUUAACAGCGUGCUGGCUAGUAUCGAGGCUCCUGUAACCGAGAUGGAUUUAUUGGCCAACGCAGAAAAUAUCAAGCGGGAAACUUACCGCCUGCAAGGUAAGCUGGACCAAUACCGACCUCCCCAGGACGGUGAGCGUGAGGCCAAAAAGCGGAAAUAUAGCGACUCAGGCUUGAACGGCCAAUGAUGGAUGGAGUUGGUUUUUAAUUCUUAACCACGAGAUUUUCUGGUGUACCAUUAGCGUAUCGUCGUUAUUUCGAUAUAGGCGUUUAUCACGGGGUUCCGGCGCGUUCAGGCAGUAUAUGAUACCCACGCUCAAUUCAUAUAGAUGGGGCGGCUCAAAUCGACUUUUGUUGCUCCUAUUACUACUUUCCUUGGUCUCCUUCCGCCACAGGCGUCCGACAUCUCGCGGCGCAUACCAACCUUAAUUAGCAGGAGUCAAGGACAGGGUGAAUCGACUCAUCUUUAAGUGGUAUUUGGUCAUGCACGUAGAUUGUUGCAGUAUUGAGAUGAUGAUUGAUAUAGUAAAAAUACCU